UCUUGGAAGACAUUCGGACCUGCCUUGUGCUCCGUCGAAGAUCCGACCGUCUCCGUUCAGGUGUUUCCAGCAUUUAGUAGCGUUAAAUACUUCAAUACAAGCUAUUAUUGUGUUUAUCUUCUUUGCUGUUAGUAAAAAAAAAUUCAGUUUUUUGUUUACUUUAGCUUCAAUUUGAUCUUCCAGCCCUUUGUUUAAAAAUACUCUAACCCUGAGACUAAGAGAAAUGGAUAUCUCAAGAAAUAGCAAGCGGAGGGCCUUGGAUGAUAGAUUUAUUAACUUGCCAACGGAUGUUUUAAACUGCAUCCUAGAUCACUUGCCUGUUCGAGAUGCAGCAAGAACAAGUAUUUUGUCUAGAAAAUGGAGAUACAUAUGGGCUGCUCACCCGAAUCUUGAACUUGAUCCCAAGGAUAUAGUCACUGUCACCAAAAAUGAUUUUGUUGGAAUAGGCAAUCGAAUUCUCUUACAGCAUAUUGGGCCCAUUCUAACUUUUUAUGUCGACCUUUCAGAUGUACACAUGUCACAGUACCCAAACAUUGAUCUAUGGAUACUAUACUUGUCAAGAAAUGGAUUGAGGGAAUUCACAGUGGAGAAUUCCAGUCGUGAUCUCUAUACGCUUCCCUCUUAUGUAUUCUUGUGUCAAGAACUUAUAGAAUUGGAACUGUCUAACUGUAUCUUCAAACAACCAUGUGGUACUAUAAGAAGCUUUCAAAAUCUCAAGGUGCUUUUUUUGAUUGAAGUUGCUUUCAAGCCAGAGGUUUCUGCUUCUAUCUUUACUGCAUCAAAGCUUAAAACUUUGCACAUAGAAAAGUGCAGUGGUAUGGAUCACUUGAACUUUGAUGGCUGUUCACCAUCACUUUCCUCCUUGAUACUUUACAAGAAUCACGGGGUUAAACUGAGUUGUUUUAUGAAUUGCAAAAGUAUUACAUAUGCAAAGCUUGUAUUUCCAAUGGAAGUUAAAUCUUUUGGCCCUGGUAAGAGGAUCAAUUUAGCAAGCUUGUUUAAACACUGGCCUUUAAUUUCAAACCUUUUUUUGGAUGGAUACCAUCUCAAGGUACAAUCUCUUUUAAGAUUUUCUAUUCUUAUUUCCCGAACAAUGUGUUUAGGUUGCAUUAUUAUUUUUCUCUGUGCUGGUAAGCUUUUGGCUGCAGACUCUAUUACGAGUACACUUCCAGUUAAAGUCAACUACUUGAGGGAUCUUACAGUAUAUGGAAUUUGCUUUACCAAUCUGGUACAAAUCUCCUGCAUCCUUUGCUUGCUUCACAGCUCUCCUACAGUGCAUAGCCUUGAAAUUUUGAUGAGCGUUCUGACGGUGUCUGCGGACAACAACCUAGUUUUAAAGUAUUUGCAAGAACGUAGUUGCAUGGGUGAGGAUAUUAACAGUUUGCGGGAUUUGAAGAUGAAAUAUUUCCAGGGGUCGAGAGCUGAAAUGCUUUUUGUAAAGCUAAUACUUGCGUGCUGCCCGGCCCUAGAAAGGGUUACUUUUGUGGACAAGGAAGUAGAGCCCUCGGAGGUCUCUAAUAUUUUGAAAGAGUUAGUGGUAUUCCCUCGAGCUUCAAGGAAAGCACAAAUCAUAUUCUGAACUUGUGACUAAAAUUAUGUGGUUAAAAUUUUCAGUUUCGCAGUUUGAAAUUAUGUUGGAUUAGUUCGAAAUAGGUACCAUCCCAUGUAUGAAGUUCCUUAUUUUCUUAUAUUGAUUUUCGUUGUUGUCUU
Messenger RNA from Ipomoea triloba (trilobed morning glory), 1710 nucleotides. Its product is annotated as F-box/FBD/LRR-repeat protein At1g13570-like. The transcript is spliced from 3 exons. The record is from RefSeq and is a predicted model, not a curated record. Gene Ontology annotation, molecular function: protein binding. NCBI's taxonomy places the organism in Eukaryota, Viridiplantae, Streptophyta, Magnoliopsida, Solanales, Convolvulaceae. Bases 224 to 1579 code for a protein of 451 amino acids.